Molecule: messenger RNA, 2292 nt
Organism: Knipowitschia caucasica
Lineage: Eukaryota; Metazoa; Chordata; Actinopteri; Gobiiformes; Gobiidae
Source: the annotation of a GenBank genome assembly
AUGGAAAGAGAGCAGAGGGAUAAAGCUUUGGUCCCAAUUUAUCAGCGAAAAAUCAACAAAAAAACAAACAAGAUGCCUGCUGACGAAGGAAUGGAGGCUGAGACCUUUGCCUUCCAGGCUGAGAUCGCUCAGCUUAUGUCCCUCAUUAUUAACACCUUUUAUUCGAACAAGGAAAUCUUCCUCAGAGAGCUCAUCUCCAACGCCUCUGACGCUUUAGACAAAAUCCGUUAUGAAAGUUUAACGGAUCCAGCAAAGUUGGACUCUGGGAAAGAUCUGAAAAUUGAAAUCAUUCCUGACAAAGAAGAGAAGACUCUAACUAUCAUCGACACUGGAAUUGGAAUGACCAAAGCUGACCUCAUCAACAACUUGGGAACCAUCGCAAAGUCUGGCACCAAGGCCUUCAUGGAGGCUCUGCAGGCUGGGGCAGACAUCUCUAUGAUCGGACAGUUUGGCGUGGGCUUCUACUCUGCUUACCUUGUGGCUGAGAAGGUGUCUGUCACUUCCAAACACAAUGACGACGAAGCAUACCUGUGGUGUUCCUCAGCUGGAGGCUCCUUCACCAUCCAACCUAUUUCGUCCGACUCUAUUGAGCGUGGAACAAAGAUCGUUCUGCAUCUGAAGGAAGAUCAGAUGGAGUACAUCGAAGAGAAGCGAGUCAAGGAGAUUGUGAAGAAGCACUCUCAGUUCAUCGGUUACCCCAUCACCCUCUACGUGCAGAAGGAGCGCGAAAAGGAAGUGAGUGAUGACGAGGCAGAGGAUGAGAAGGAGGGAGAAGAGAAGGAGGAAGGUGAAGGAGAGGAAGGAGAUGCACCAAAGAUUGAGGAUGUGGCUGAUGAAGAGUCCGGUGACAAGAAGAAGAAAAAGAAGAUCAAGGAGCGUUACACUGACCAGGAAGAGCUGAACAAGACCAAACCCAUCUGGACCCGCAACCCUGACGACAUCACCAACGAGGAGUACGGAGAGUUCUACAAGAGCCUCACAAACGACUGGGAGGACCACCUCGCAGUCAAGCACUUCUCUGUGGAGGGCCAGCUGGAGUUCCGUGCCCUUCUCUUCAUCCCCCGCCGUGCCCCGUUCGACCUGUUUGAAAACAAGAAAAAGAAGAAUAACAUUAAGCUUUACGUGCGCAGAGUUUUCAUCAUGGACAACUGCGAGGAGCUCAUCCCAGAGUACCUCAACUUUGUGCGCGGUGUGGUGGACUCUGAAGAUCUGCCCCUGAACAUCUCCCGAGAAAUGCUGCAGCAGAGUAAAAUCCUGAAGGUCAUCCGCAAGAACAUCGUGAAGAAGUGUCUGGAGCUGUUUGGCGAGCUCUGUGAGGACAAGGACAACUACGGAAAAUUCUACGAAGCCUUCUCCAAGAACAUCAAGCUGGGCAUCCAUGAGGACUCUCAGAACCGCAAGAAGCUGUCGGAGCUGCUGCGUUACCACAGCUCUCAGUCUGGAGACGAGAUGACCUCUCUCAACGAGUACCUCACCCGCAUGAAGGAGAACCAGAACUCAAUCUACUACAUCACAGGCGAGAGCAAAGACCAGGUGGCAAACUCUUCCUUCGUGGAGCGUGUGCGCAAACGCGGCUUCGAGGUCCUGUACAUGACGGAGCCCAUCGACGAGUACUGCAUCCAGCAGCUCAAGGAGUUCGACGGCAAGAACCUUGUGUCGGUCACCAAAGAGGGUCUGGAGCUGCCGGAGAACGAGGAGGAGAAAAAGAAGAUGGAGGAGGACAAGGCCAAGUUUGAGAACCUCUGCAAACUCAUGAAAGAAAUCCUCGACAAAAAAGUAGAGAAGGGCUGGGGUAAUGUGUUCUGGAUUAUUUUUAAAUCUUCUGCCCUCCUCUCUCAGGUCACCGUAUCAAACCGGCUGGUGUCGUCUCCCUGCUGCAUCGUCACGUCCACCUACGGCUGGACGGCCAACAUGGAGCGCAUCAUGAAGGCUCAGGCCCUGCGUGACAACUCCACCAUGGGCUACAUGAUGGCCAAGAAGCACCUGGAGAUCAACCCGGACCACCCCAUCAUGGAGAAUCUGCGGCUGAAGGCAGAUGCUGACAAGAACGACAAAGCGGUGAAGGACCUGGUUAUCCUGCUCUUCGAGACCGCACUGCUCUCCUCUGGCUUCUCCCUGGACGACCCCCAGACCCACUCCAACCGCAUCUACCGCAUGAUCAAACUUGGACUGGGUAUCGACGAUGACGACAUGCCCACAGAAGAAGCUCCCUCCGCUGCUGUCCCUGACGAGAUCCCACCACUGGAGGGUGACCUGGAGGAGGACGCUUCCCGCAUGGAGGAAGUCGACUAA